Messenger RNA from Arabidopsis thaliana (thale cress), 252 nucleotides. RefSeq names its product low-molecular-weight cysteine-rich 29 (gene LCR29). Bases 1 to 252 code for a protein of 83 amino acids. Gene Ontology annotation, cellular component: extracellular region. The record is from RefSeq and is marked reviewed. Lineage: Eukaryota; Viridiplantae; Streptophyta; Magnoliopsida; Brassicales; Brassicaceae. The transcript is spliced from 2 exons.
AUGGCUAAAAAUAGGGUUCUUACAAUUUUUUAUUGUACUAUUUAUUAUUGUAUAUGUUUUAAAUAUGUAUUAUUAGGAAUGGUGGUGGAGAAGACGCAAGGCCAUAUAUGUCAUGAUUAUCUUGAAGGAGAUCACUGUGAUCCUAAAGACUGUAACCUAGAUUGUCGCGAUAAAUGGAAAGGAACAGGAACGUGUGAACCACCAACCGGCACACCAUUAACCAGAACCUGCUACUGCACUUAUGAUUGUUAA